GGAAAGUUCGGAUUCGAUUCCUACUGUAGGAAUUUUAAGGACGUCUAAAAAGGAAUUUUGUAAUAGUCACAACCUCGUGAGUAGGCUUUCAAUUUAACCGGUUGUCGAACUAAAAACAGGAAACUUAUCCAAUUGAACUUUAGACUUAUAAAGUAUUUCAAUUGAAUUGCCAAGUAUUUCAGCUGUAGACAAGUUCAAGGAAAAAUAGUAAAAGUAUGGAGACCAUGCCAGAAAUGAAAACUGUUCUUUGUUACAAAAUUUAGAUUAAUGAAGAAAGAAAAUGUUGAUGAAUAGUUUAACGAGCUGCCGGUGUUUGAAUUUUCGUAACAGCUUUGAGAAAAUGAACGACGAUUAUAAGGCUGAUAUUUUUGCAGUGAAAGAGCACAGAAGAAGGGUUGAUAAUACUAUUCAUUGCAUAAUUUUUCAUGGGUCAAACAAGAAAUAAAUUUGCGUGCUUUUUUUAAAAGAUUUCAAUUGAUGUGAAGAAUUUGUCAUUGUGUGGGUCACCCUUUGAAGUGUGGCCAGAAAAAAGAACGAAAGAUUGAUUGUUUUGGAAAUUUGACAUUCGUUACGUUAGUAAUUAUGGGUAAUUACUUUGCCACUGUGCCAAAGUACAUAGGGAAUAGUUUUCUUACCACAACUCAUUUAGCAGACAGUGUGGAUAUGAAUGUGUUUCCAACUAAAGACCCGAGAAUGGAGUUAAAUUUUGAUGAACAUUGGAAUGAUGGAAAUAUCUUAACAGUGGAUGACCGAUUCAGCGAUACUCCAUUGAAGGAAGAUUCAAUUAUAGCAAAGCUAUGGUGUAAAUUUCAAAGCCUUUUUCAUAUGCCAUAUGUCUGUAAUCUUUUGGAAAGAAUACAACAAUAUAAUACUUUAUUUGAAUCUACCAAGUCUUCAGAAAGCCUUGAAGAAGUCAUUGUAGAAUCUCAAACAUCGGAAAGAGAGACUAAAAGACAGAUAUCUUUUAAGGAACCAUCUUUUCAAAAUGUCGUCUUUGAAUGUAAGCAAAAGAAAUCUGCUGUAAUUUUUUCCACAAACCUUCUGCUUCAUAAUGUGAAAAUGGUACAACCAACUUUUUUUCACUCGCUGGCAAAUGAUUUUAUCAUAACAGAUAGUAAAGAAAUAAUUCAUAAUGAACGUGAAUGCUUCAACUUAAAGUUAGCAAAAGAUCAUCUUCAACUCAAUAAUGAUUGUCUUAAUCCAAAUCGUGUAUUUCAAAGAUUAGAUAGUGGUAUAGAAGAUAUUUCUAAUGGCGAUAAAAGUUCGCAUGAUACUUGCACCUUUGACUUAAUAGACACCACUCGCGAAUCGUCAUCUUUGUUGAAGAAAGUUUGCAUUGUGAUAUUAGGAGGAAGUUUCCUCGAAACUCUCGUGAAAACGCAUCUAUAGAUAUGAGUAAAUCAUGUUUCCGUUUAAAACCCGUUUCGUUUUUCAUUGACAUACGCGAGCCCUUCGAGCAAAAGCCUUUAACAGACGACUACAAAUUUUAUCAUAUGAUAGUAAACGCAGCGAUUCCGUGUUCAGCGAACAGUUCUCGUUAGACAGCUGUUCAGAUGACAGCGACGACGAUUUUAUUGUAUUUGAGGAGCACGUUUGUGCGAAUAAUUGCAGCAAUGGUUUUAUUGUGGAAAUUACAACGCCGUAUAAAACGUCAUGUUACUGUACGUUAUAACGAUGGGUCGUCUAAAUGUGAACUUUCCUCAUCUUUCAUGAAUGAAAAUCAAAAUGGCAAAAAGCAAAAGAAUGCCGAACAAUGUCAUGUAAUGACUGAAAAUAACAGUGUGUUCACAAGAACUAGGAGUAAGAAAGGUACCUUUCCUACACAUGUUUCUGAAUUAUUAAAAGAUCAUGCACAUAGUAAACAUAACAUAGAACCUACAAUGGAUCUCAACUAUCACCUAAGUUCUCAAGAUUGCCUUCAUAACGUAUUUACGAACGUCAACUUGGAAUCUGCAAGUAGUUGUGUGGAUUUUAAACAUACUUGGCAAAACUCGUUAUGUUAUACUCAAACCAAUCGUGAUGAAAAAUUUAAUUUUAAGAAACUUCAUUCAAAUGAUAAAAUAAUUAGAACAUCUUUCAGCCAAUCAAAAAAUCUGUGUCACGCCACGUCACCAAGAAAACAAUCAAAGCGAGUUUCUUUUCAAAAAGAUGAUAAUCUAGCUGUUGUUCAUGUUAUGAGAUGCUGGGAUUUCGCUUAUCGCAAGGCGCGCAAAGGAAAAUGGGAACAAUUUGCUGUUGAUCGAUUGCGAUUUAAGCGUCGCAUCCAAGAAUUUGAAAGAACUUUUAGUCCGUUUUAAAACGAAAAUUCUUUCUAUACAAGCAAAUAAUAAUUAAAACACUUUGUUUACUCGUGAAAUAUUUUCCUGAUUUUGGGACUUAUGCAUCUUUUCUUUUCAAUCUAAUACAUCGUAUCCUCAAAUUACGCUUUUCAAAAUUAACAUUUACCUUUUAAGAUAUGCGCGAGUUUGCAAUAUGACAACUAUAUUUAUAAUAUGGACGAAACUGCUGGACUAAACUCUUAACUUUUCAUUAAUUUUGCAUGAAAGAAAGAAUUCAAAUCAGCUGUAAAAAUGAAAAACAACGUGAGAGCGGAUCUAUUUUCAUACAGAACAUUCACCUCUGUCUUCCUUAAACUAAACCAGUGCUUGUAGUUUUCUAAAAAUACACAAUGUACUGUAGCUUUAUCACUUAUUUUUAGAUUAAAAAUUGAUUAGAAGCAGUUUGGAUAAUUAUUAUAUACAUUUCAUGCGAAUGGCAGGUUAUUGAGCUGCUAUAUAUUCUUCUCGAGUUAAGUAUUCUCCAAAUAGUAACAUACCUUCAAAUAAGCAAUGCUUACGUUAACUACAAGUGAAAAUCUCAGAAGUGAGAGGAAUAAUUAUAGAAAUUUGAUUAUCAACUAUAUAUACGAAGAUAUUACUAAGUUGGUUUUUUCAAAUUUUGAUUUGGCCCGUUGCGAUCCUCAUCGACUGUGUUUACGUCGUAAUGUUGCAAGUUUUUUGCGAUAAAAAUUGACUCAUGACUGAAAUUCAGAGCAGAAGAAAAAGCGGUAUACCAAUGUUAAAUAUGAGUACUUAAAGCUGCUACUGAGCAGGUUAUUCUGUGUCUAAAUGGCUUUUUCUCUUUUUGCAAAGGAGUUGCUAAAAGUAAAAACAAAUGCAUUGACUUUUAGCACCUUAAAUAUACAAAUGGAUACAUGUAAUUAUAAAAUAGUUAUAUGGUGGGAACGUUCGUGAUUGGUCAACGAUGCUACUGAUAAAAAAACCCAACCAAAAUAAUUAAUGUCUCCUCAUCAUCGAUAAUAAUGAGAGAAACUGUUGUCAUUCUUGCUGCAGAAAAACACUGUUCUAUAAUGUUUAGUUUUAAAGCUAUUUCUAGUAGGGAAAUAGUACCGCGAUUAGAUGAAGGGCUUUAUAGCUCUUUCAGACUUUCACAACUUCCGGCCAUUAAGCUCACUCAUGUAUAAAGGUAAUUUUCAUACAUCAGCCUGAGUCUCACCACCUGCAAAUGUUUGAGAAAACUACAUUACUAGAGCAUAAACAGAUUACUUAGUAAAGACCCCGCGUCCGAAAAUUGAGGACAAUUUUAUUUGGGUGGCUGAAAGUGAAAGAUUACUGAGAGAAAAAAUAGUAUGGUGAAGAAUAUUUUGAGUUCCUUCUUCAUCGCUGUUUUUACAACAUGGAAUGUUAGUCAACAUCUUGUCAACACUCAAUAUUUGACAGAAAGAAGUAAAGGAAUUCCUGGAAGAGGACUAAACCAUUCCUACGUAUUAUAUAACAGCACAGUGCAAGACGUGGAAGAAUGUUUUAUGGAUUGUUUUCAGCAUUGUCUUUGCAUGUCAUUUCAAAUGUGCAAUGACGACAAAUGUCAGUUGCUAUCAAUCAACCAACACAUCACUCCACUAGAUGACACGAUGACGCACUGCACAUAUUAUGACAUCAGUGUAAUUGUCUCAAAAGAGGUUGAUAAAAGCAUCCCACCACCACCACCAUGCCAAAAAUUUUGUCUUGUAAACCCAUGUCAAAAUGGCGGACGUCAUGUUUCUUUCAUUCCUACGACAAAAACCUCACCUCGUUUUAUAUGUGAAUGUGCAUCAGGAUACGUAGGAAAUCUUUGUCAAAACAUUGCUAGAUCAUGUCGUGACUACGCCAAAGGAACUCGAAAACCUGGAAUGUAUAAAAUAUUCAAUAAACAGUGGCCAAUAAACGUGUUCUGUGAUUUUGACAAUGAUACUAGUAUGGCGUGGACACUAAUCCAAUCUUACUCUUAUCAACACAACUCGGUCUUUAAGAAGCUUCCAUUUUCUACCGACAAUCGUUUUAAUAUGCACCAUUUCAAAUGGACAGAAUACCGCCAUUCCAAAGCAUUAAUGACCUCCAUUAAAGAAGAAUCCACCAAAUUUCGUAUGACUUGUGACUAUGACAAAGAUGGUGUUGUGUAUCGUGACUAUCUACAAGCAAGUACUAAACAAUUCGAUAUUUUCCAUUCCAUUUCAGGUCAGUGUAAGUUCGUGGAUUUUGUUGAUGUUCGUGGACAAAAUUGUAGAAAAUGUACGGUGAAGUUUUGGCAGGUUGAUAAUGUAGCUUUUCACGUGGACUCUUAUCACAAAAGCUGUGACUUUGUUGCAACUGGAGGCCUACCUUGUGAAAAUAAUAUAGGAGAAGACAGUUUUGGCUUUUAUACAUGCGUUAACAGUAAUCACAGAUGUACUUCAUCGUCAACUUCUACGUCCCAAGCUUGGUUCGGAGGGGAGUGAUCUAAGACACUACUAAAUAGUCAAUCGCACUAAUUCUUUUCACAAACAAGCAUUCAGUUCAUAUCUCACAAAAAACUAAAAAAAUAGACAUUAAUUAGUCAACAGUUAUUUAUUACAGAUCAAGGGUUUUAAGAUUUUUACAGCAUGUCAUGAAUGUUUUGUAAAAAGAUUGUCAUUGAUCAUGGAAAAGCUUGAUUUCAUUGAUAUAGAAAAUAUUUAUAAAGAUCUCAUUAACUUUUUGUUUAACUGCUUCACCUUUACAAUGUCUUAAUCCUUUUAUGUCUUCCAUGAAUGAAAAUUAAAAGGGCAAAGAGCAGAUAAAUGCUAAAUAUUGUGUCUAUAUAUAAUUGAAAGAUAGGAAAUGAUGAUGUAUUCAUUAUACAUGUAGCAGGAUUAUUAAAAGACUCCGCAACUACAGUUAUUA
Xenia sp. Carnegie-2017 is the source of this 5177-nucleotide messenger RNA. RefSeq lists its product as uncharacterized. The record is from RefSeq and is a predicted model, not a curated record. The coding region runs from base 3629 to 4753 and encodes 374 amino acids. The transcript is spliced from 4 exons. Gene Ontology annotation, molecular function: oligosaccharide binding. NCBI's taxonomy places the organism in Eukaryota, Metazoa, Cnidaria, Anthozoa, Malacalcyonacea, Xeniidae.